Astyanax mexicanus (Mexican tetra) is the source of this 1274-nucleotide messenger RNA. RefSeq names its product mitochondrial ribosomal protein S2 (gene mrps2). Gene Ontology annotation, biological process: translation. The record is from RefSeq and is a predicted model, not a curated record. The coding region runs from base 101 to 904 and encodes 267 amino acids. Gene Ontology annotation, molecular function: structural constituent of ribosome. The transcript is spliced from 4 exons. Gene Ontology annotation, cellular component: ribosome; mitochondrial small ribosomal subunit. Lineage: Eukaryota; Metazoa; Chordata; Actinopteri; Characiformes; Acestrorhamphidae.
CACCAGUUUAAAUCAGAAGAGAAGAGGCUGUUAAUGAACUACAUUACCCAUAAGUCUAGGGUUUAACAUUGGGAGGAAGGAGACGAGUGGAGCGGGGAGCAUGGCUGCGAGGAUACUGGGGAAAGUGGUUCACAGUCUCCGCAGCCCUGGAGUGGCUGGAGCUGCGCACUCGUGCAGUCGCCAUUCAUUCGCUAGUGCUGCUUCUGCUGCAGCUGCCAAACCCGCAGCUGCUCUGCGCAGCGACGAUGCAGGAAUGGAUGAAAAGAUCCUGAAGAUUCCUCUGACACAGCCAGACUUCUUCAACCUGUCCGAGCUGUUCACCAUGAAGGACCUGUUUGAGGCCCGGGUUCACCUCGGACAUAAGAAAGGCUGCAGGCACAGGUUGAUGGAGCCGUAUCUGUUUGGCAGCCGCCUUGACGUGGACAUCAUUGACCUGGAUCAGACUAUGGACCAUCUGCAGAGGGCGCUGAACUUCACAGCGCAUGUGGCGUACCGUGGGGGCAUUGUGCUCUUUGUGAGCCGAAGGCGGCAGUUCGCUCACCUGGUGGAGAGGACUGCGCAGGGGUGUGGCGAGUACGCGCACACCCGCUACUGGCAGGGCGGCCUGCUCACCAACGCCCCCGUGCAGUACGGCGCGGGAGUGCGCCUGCCCGACCUCAUCAUCUUCCUGUCCACACUUAACAACGUCUUCCAGACGCACGUAGGUCUCCGAGAUGCGGCCAAAAUGAACAUCCCCACCAUCGGGGUUGUGGACUCCAACUGCAACCCGAGCUUAGUUACGUACCCAGUGCCUGGCAACGACGACACCCCAAUCUCCAUGGAACUGUACUGCCGGCUGUUUAAGAUGACUAUCAACAGGGCGAAGGGCAAGAGAAAACAGAUGGAGCUGAUUAAGGGGAUUUGAACGGGUGGUGCAGGGGGUUGAUCAAUUAUAAACCAUUUGUUGUUACAUCUGAAAUUCCAGCUCAGAGUCCGAACCACAGAUUGUUUUUGUUAUAUUAAAAAUAGAAUAUCUUACUAUAAUAUGUAAUGCAGUAUACGUGGAUCUAAUAAGUCCAUAAAAUAAAUCAUCAGAAGGUGGGUUCUUAUGCUCCAUUUCAUUUGAACUUGGGUGUUAAAAUUUCCAAGUUCCAAAUAAAAAAAUCUGAACUUGAACCCAGAGGUCAAAAUCCAAGAUGGCUGCACCACACACCAGCAGUGGUACAAGCAGUAUUAAAAAACAGUUUAUCAUUUCUUACCACUAUUUGUUUCUCAUUAAAUCAGUUGUGCACCCA